Andrographis paniculata is the source of this 1462-nucleotide messenger RNA. RefSeq lists its product as uncharacterized. The transcript has 3 exons. The record is from RefSeq and is a predicted model, not a curated record. Lineage: Eukaryota; Viridiplantae; Streptophyta; Magnoliopsida; Lamiales; Acanthaceae. The coding region runs from base 122 to 1282 and encodes 386 amino acids.
CCCAAAAAAAAAUAAAAAAAACAAAAUAGAUAGGCAUAUAUAUAUAUAUAGCUAAAUAACAAUCAAUUCUCCUCACGGCGUCGGCGGCGGCGGGGGCGGCGGCGCGUGGGGAUCAGACGCCAUGGCGACGAUGAGGAAGCUGUGUCCGAAUCUGGACAAGGAGGAUGGUCUGGAGACGGUCCUUGAGGUCCCCCUGCCGGAGGAGAUGUUCGCCGACGCAGACAUGUCAGGCGGCGGCGGCGGCGCCGCCCACCGGUGGCAGAACCUGGCACGCGCCACCGACCGGUGGGCGGCGGUGACGUCAUCGGCGUGCAGCAGCCAGCAGCAGUUCAUGCUGCUCCUUAAACUGGUCUGCUCGCCCUUCAUCCCUUGCCGCGCCCAGCUCGACCACGCCCUCACCAUGCCCGUCAAAAACGGCUCCAUCCAAGCGUCGACGGCGAAGUACAUAGUGCAGCAGUAUAUGGCGGCGACGGGAGGCGUGGCGGCGCUGAACGGCGUGAAGAGCAUGUACGGGGUGGGGGAGGUGAAAUUGGAGGUUACGUCGCCGGAGGCCGGGAGCAAGAAGGAUGAGAUGAAGUGCUGCAGGGAAGGCGGGGGGUUUGUGGUGUGGCAGAAGAACCCGGACCUGUGGUACCUGGAGCUGGUGGUCGCCGCCAGCAAAAUCAGCGCCGGCAGCGAUGGCAACAUCUCCUGGAGUCAGUCCUCUCUCAACUCCAAUGCUUCCAAAGGCCCUCCGCGACCCCUCCGACGAUUCUUUCAGGGUCUAGAUCCUCGAUCAACCGCCAAUCUUUUUCUCAACACAGUAUGCAUCGGAGAAAAAAUGAUCGGGAACGAGGCCUGUUUCAUCCUAAAGCUAGAGACGAGCCCCGACAUUCUAAAGGCACACAGCACAGCCAACACAGACAUCGUUCACCACACCAUAUGGGGCUACUUUAGCCAGCGAACGGGCCUUCUUAUCCAAUUCGAGGACUCUAAGUUGAUUCGGAUGAAGACACCCGUAGUCGGAGGGGACGAUUUUGUGUACUACGAGACGAGCAUGGAAUCCGUGCUCGAAGACUACCGGUACGUCGACGGUAUCAACAUUGCGCAUCGAGGAAGGACUAAUGGGACACUGUUUAGGUACGGUAAUAAUUUCAAGAGAAAGUGGACAUUAGAGGAGACGUGGAGAAUUGAAGAGGUGGGCUUUAAUGUCGUCGGCCUAUCUGAUGAUUAUUUCAUGCCGCCAGUAGAUUGUCGGAAGAAAAGCGGAUUAGAUAGUCGAAAUGAUGAUAAUGGGAUUUGAAAAGAUUGGUUGGAUUUUGGUUUUUUUGUUGUUGUGCAAAAUAUGUUGUUGUAUUUUGCCUAGUUGUUACUUAGAUAUGCUUAUCUAUGUUUUGAAAUUCAUGGCAUUGUACAUUUCAUUAUAAGGAUAGUCUUGUUUUAUUAUUUUCUGAAAUAUAUUUGUAUAAUCAACUAUUUAUUA